CGUUUUAUGUUUCAACUUGCAACAAUGUCAUCUAACGCAAGGGCUCUUCGUUUACUAAAAACAAUUGAUUAUCUAACAACUCAAUCUACGUUAACGUCAUUUGAAAAAUGUUCAGUCUUCAAUAAGGUAAAGCUGCAAUCUUCAUCGAAUGGGUCUUUGAAGGGAUCGUUUGUUGUGGAUAAAACUAUGUGUAACUUUGCGGGCGGGCUCCAUGGAGGUUACAUUGCGGCUAUUAUCGACGUCCUGUCAUUUUACACACAGCUUACGACGCCCGACGGCAAAGCGGCAUAUACUACCAAUAUGAAUGUCAACUACGUGAAAGCAGUGGGCGACGGGGAACAAGUAAUUGUGGAAACCAAAACACUUAAAAGCGGCAAGUCUGCGUUAGUUGAAACGUAUUUUCAUAAUGAAAAAGGAAUCCUUUUGGCAAAGGGAACAACAACGUUUCUGGCUGGUGGCGAACCGUUUCAACAACUUAUGAAGGAUACCUUGCAUUUUGAUGUGAAUGAAAAUUAAAAAUUAGUGUUUUAGAAAAAAAAACAUUGUAUUUUUAGGAAAAAAAGAAACUGGUAUACUUAGCUAUGGUGAAAUAGGUUAUGGUAAUUAAGACAAAUGGUCAGUAUUUGUAUUUAAAAAUAAAUGAGUGCCGUUA
Trichoplusia ni (cabbage looper) is the source of this 652-nucleotide messenger RNA. RefSeq names its product acyl-coenzyme A thioesterase 13-like. Gene Ontology annotation, molecular function: fatty acyl-CoA hydrolase activity. NCBI's taxonomy places the organism in Eukaryota, Metazoa, Arthropoda, Insecta, Lepidoptera, Noctuidae. The record is from RefSeq and is a predicted model, not a curated record. The coding region runs from base 7 to 516 and encodes 169 amino acids. The transcript is spliced from 3 exons.